Messenger RNA from Seriola aureovittata, 737 nucleotides. It is a transcript of the gene rpl18, whose product is annotated as ribosomal protein L18. Gene Ontology annotation, cellular component: ribosome; cytosolic large ribosomal subunit. The transcript is spliced from 7 exons. The record is from RefSeq and is a predicted model, not a curated record. Bases 112 to 678 code for a protein of 188 amino acids. NCBI's taxonomy places the organism in Eukaryota, Metazoa, Chordata, Actinopteri, Carangiformes, Carangidae. Gene Ontology annotation, molecular function: RNA binding; structural constituent of ribosome. Gene Ontology annotation, biological process: translation.
UUGGCCCCCAGGAAGCGCGUGCUUAGUAGCCAAUCAGAGACCCGAGAUUUCAGAGCAUUGUUUAUCGCGAGACCUCGGCUCUUCCUUUUCCCUUUUCGCUCUGAGUCCAAGAUGGGAGUUGACAUCAGACACAACAAGGACCGUAAGGUGCACAGGAAAGAGCCAAAGAGCCAGGAUAUCUAUCUGAGACUCCUGGUCAAGUUGUACAGGUUCCUGGCCCGUCGCUCUAAUGCUCCCUUCAACAAGGUUGUCCUGAGGAGGCUCUUUAUGAGCAGGACCAACAGGCCUCCCAUCUCUGUCUCCCGCCUGAUUCGUAAGAUGAAGAUGCCCGGCCGUGAGAACAGAAUCGCUGUUGUUGUGGGAACCGUCACUGAUGAUGUCAGGAUUCAGGAUAUCCCCAAGCUCAAGAUCUGUGCUCUGAGGGUGACCGAUGGUGCCCGCAGCAGAAUCCUGAAGGCAGGCGGUCAGGUGAUGACCUUUGACCAGCUGGCUUUGGCUUCUCCCAAAGGACAGGGCACAGUGCUGCUGUCAGGACCCCGCAAAGGCAGAGAGGUGUACAGGCACUUUGGAAAAGCCCCUGGAACCCCUCACAGCCACACCAAGCCCUACAUCCGCUCCAAGGGCAGGAAGUUCGAGAGGGCUCGUGGUCGCAGAGCCAGCCGUGGCUACAAGAACUAGUCUGUCGUUUUGUUUUCCAUGCAAUCUGAUAAAAAUAAAAGAUUGGCUGUACAAAAUGA